GAAGCCGGGAUGUUGGUCACGUGACUCUCCUGCUCUGGAGAAGCAUGGCGGCUAUGCAUGUGGAGCUGUUAAACAAACUCCGACUCCGGCAUUACUACAGCUAUCCCGUGUCCAAAUAACACAGUCACCGGUAACGCUGCCGCUGCCCGGGCCGCUGCCGCCCGAAAUAUUCGCAGUAUGGAUGAGGAGCUCAAACUUCAGUUCCCGACCCUGCCUACCUCCAAGGAAGACACACUGGACUGGGCAUACCCUAUGAGAAGAGAAAUGCAGGAAAUAUUGCCUGGACUGUUUUUAGGCCCUUAUUCAGCAGCCAUGAAAAGCAAGCUUCCUGUCCUUGAGAAGCAGGGAAUAACUCAUGUAGUUUGUGUCAGACAAGACAUCGAAGCUAAUUUCAUCAAACCCAACUUUCCUGAAAAAUUUAGAUAUCUGGUCUUAGAUAUUGCAGAUAACCCAGUGGAGAAUAUAAUUAGGUAUUUCCCAAUGACUAAAGAGUUCAUUGAUGGCUGUUUACAGUCUGGAGGAAAGGUGCUUGUUCAUGGGAAUGCAGGGAUUUCUAGAAGUGCUGCCUUAGUAAUUGCUUACCUGAUGGAAACAUUUGGUAUAAACUACAGGGAUGCUUUCAGCCAUGUUCAAGAGAGAAGAUUUUGCAUCAACCCCAACGUGGGAUUUGUUCAUCAGUUACAGGAAUAUGAGGCAAUAUAUCUAGCCAAACUCACCAUUAAAAUGAUGUCCCCAAUCCAGCUUGGCCGAUCUUUUUCAGUGCAGGCUGGGAUGCCAGGCAGUUUGAAACGAACCUUGGAGGACGAGGAAGACUUCGGGGGCACACAGGUGACAGCCGCACAGAACAGAUAGAGGCAGAGUGAGCGAGAAGGCUGCGCAAAAAGGACUUUUUACAUUUUUAUUGAGAUUUAAAAAAAAAUAAAUAUUUAAACUUUUCUAAUUAGUGGGUGGGGGGGGGCAAGUGCUUUUUUUUUUGGCUUUUUUUACCGAGAAGUCAUGGCAUCACCUCCAGAUGUCUGAGACGUCUGAAUUCGUGAAUUUUUGCUUUAACCUCAGAGGGAGCAGAGGAAGAUGUUUGUUUGGUUUUUUUGAGUUGAACAUGGUGAUGCAUUUCCCCCCUCCUAUUUUGCAAUUUUAUAGUAUUUAAAGCAUUUUGCAUUUGCAGCGGGACAGUAUUGCAAUAAUGCACUUUUGAUACUUGAAUUUUGUCCUUGUGUUUGCUGGGAUUAUGGGUUGAUAGAAGGGAAUGGUAACUUGUUGACCAAGGGCAUUAGAGCUAAUUACAGAUGGCCAGCCAGCAUUGGCUGUGGUAGAAAGGAUUUGUGGGCACUUGGUGAUGUGAAAUACUUUACCUACUAUUUAGGACAGUGGAGGCCAAGAAAUCCAUUGUAACAAGGUUUGGCAGCGCAUGCAGAUCAGUAAUAAAAUUAUUGAGGUUCAUCUGGUUGUCUCAUUCUUGUCCCUCAGGCUGUUUGAGAAUCUUACUUUUUAAUUGGAGGCAGCUUUCUUCACAGCCAUCUCUUCUAAUUAUCCAUGAAGGCAUUUAUUCAAGUCAUUUACUGUAUUACGAUGUUAAUUCUCCCAGUUGAUUGUAAAUAAACAUUUGGCUACCAUAUAUCCUAUUGUGAUUAAAAAUUAAAAAAAAUAACCAGA
Molecule: messenger RNA, 1653 nt
Organism: Lepisosteus oculatus (spotted gar)
Lineage: Eukaryota; Metazoa; Chordata; Actinopteri; Semionotiformes; Lepisosteidae
Gene: styx
Product: serine/threonine/tyrosine interacting protein
Biological process (GO): protein dephosphorylation; negative regulation of SCF-dependent proteasomal ubiquitin-dependent catabolic process; regulation of ERK1 and ERK2 cascade
Cellular component (GO): nucleoplasm; cytoplasm
Molecular function (GO): F-box domain binding; protein tyrosine/serine/threonine phosphatase activity
Source: RefSeq, a predicted model, not a curated record